Messenger RNA from Symbiodinium sp. CCMP2592, 981 nucleotides. NCBI's taxonomy places the organism in Eukaryota, Dinophyceae, Suessiales, Symbiodiniaceae. The record is from the annotation of a GenBank genome assembly.
AUGGCCAUCUGCCGGGCAGCAGCUGCGUGCAAAAAUCAGACGCUCUACCAACGAGUGGCGGAGCUUUCAGGGAAGCCGACAGACAAGUUUGUGCUCCCUGUGCCGGCCUUCAACGUCAUUAAUGGCGGGAGCCACGCGGGCAACGGGCUGCCGGUGCAGGAGUUCAUGAUCCUUCCCGUGGGGGCCAGCAGCUUCCGAGAAGCUAUUCAGAUUGGAGCUGAGGUCUACCACCACCUCAAGAAGGUCAUCCAGGAGAAGUAUGGCCAAGAUGCCACCAACGUAGGCGAUGAAGGCGGCUUUGCCCCGAAUGUCCUCGAGAGCGACGAAGCCCUGCAGGUGCUGAUGACAGCGAUCGAAAAGUCUGGCCAUGCUGCAAAAGUCAAGCUUGGCACGGAUGUCGCAGCUUCAGAGUUCUACGAUGCAAAGGAGAAGAAGUAUGACCUCUAUUGGAAGGACAAAGACAAGAAGGGGCAGAAGAUGAUGUCCACCGCUGAGCUGGCAGAGUACUUCAAGGGAUGGACGGAGAAGUAUCCUAUGGUCUCCAUCGAGGAUCCCUUCGACCAGGACGACUGGGACGGCUACAAGCCAUUCACUGCAGCGAUCGGAGACAAGGUCCAAAUCGUGGGCGAUGAUCUUCUGGUCACCAACCCCAAGCGUAUUGGCAAGGCUGUGGAGGACGGCGACGCCUGCAACGCUUUGCUCCUCAAGGUGAAUCAGAUUGGCUCAAUCUCUGAGGCCAUCGAGGCCUGCAAGCUCUGCCAGGACAGAGGUUGGGGCGUCAUGGUCUCCCACCGAUCCGGGGAAACCGAAGAUGUCUUCAUCGCUGACCUCUCUGUUGGAUUGCGAUCGGGGCAGAUCAAAACGGGUGCCCCUUGCCGCUCGGAGAGGACCGCGAAAUUAAAUCAGCUGAUGCGGAUAGAGGAGGAGCUCGGAGACCGUGCAGUCUACGCCGGGCUCAACUUCCGCAAGCCCGUCGUUUAA